AUGGUUGCCGGACCGGCCGUCUCGGCUUUUGUGACAAGCAUCGUUUUUACGAGUCUUUCUUUCAUAGUUGUUGCGUUGAGGUUGUACACCAGAAUCAUCGUUGUAGGAAAUGUUGGAGUAGACGAUUACUUGAUUCCUGCAGCUUUGGCCGCAUCUAUUGGGUUCUCAGUGGUUGUUAUGCAUCAGAUCAAGUUUGGUUUAGGCAUGCCGAUGGCAACAAUUACGCCAGACGAUCUUUGUCUCUGGGCAACAAUUCCCACAUACAACUUGGCGCUCCUGUUCUGCAAGCUUUCCAUAAUAUUCUCGUACCUAAGGGUCUUCAAGGUCGCGACGACGCAGAAGAUCUGCAAGGCAAUGCUUGUCGUCCUCGCCAUUUACGGAGCAUGGACUGUCUUUGGAUCCAUCUUCAUGUGCGUUCCUGUACAGGCUUUCUGGGGUGAUGGCACUGGCAGGUGCAUGGAUCGUUUGGCCUUCUGGUUCUCAAACGCGGCAUUGAAUAUCGCAACAGACAUAAUCAUUGUCGUUAUCCCAAUCCCCUUGAUCAGAACUUUGCAGAUUUCAAGGAAGCAGAAGAUUGCGCUCAUCAUGGUCUUCGCCGUUGGUGGCUUUGUUUGCAUUACCUCCAUCAUCCGCCUUCGAUCUUUGUACGAGAUCUCUAUCUCUCCGGACACUUCAAGGGACGGAGUCCACAUCGCCACAUGGUCUGGAAUCGAGAUCAAUGUCGCCAUCAUCUGUGCUUCUGCUCCGGCACUCAAGCCACUCAUCGCCAAGGCAUUCCCCAAGUUAUUGGCCAGUACACAACGCAGCAACAUGCGAUCUGGCCAGCUCUACGGAAGGACCGCUGGCGAGUCCCAUCACAUGCAGUCCAUGAAGAGCCGCACGGGCAAGAAGCCUAGCCACAACAUCGCGAUCGAGACGAAGAUUGAAGUGAUGAGUCACAAUGGGAGUCAGAUGGACCUGGUCAGGACAGGUGGGAACACCACAGUGGCAGAGUGCUACUCAACGGAGGAGCGUCCACCAGCACAGGGCCGAAGCAUGGUUUAA
Molecule: messenger RNA, 1044 nt
Organism: Colletotrichum siamense
Lineage: Eukaryota; Fungi; Ascomycota; Sordariomycetes; Glomerellales; Glomerellaceae
Product: Satratoxin biosynthesis SC1 cluster protein 4
Exons: 6
Coding region: 1-1044 (347 amino acids)
Source: RefSeq, a predicted model, not a curated record